Molecule: messenger RNA, 5680 nt
Organism: Gadus morhua (Atlantic cod)
Lineage: Eukaryota; Metazoa; Chordata; Actinopteri; Gadiformes; Gadidae
Product: ras-associating and dilute domain-containing protein
Exons: 20
Coding region: 619-4662 (1347 amino acids)
Biological process (GO): signal transduction; angiogenesis; negative regulation of Rho protein signal transduction
Cellular component (GO): cell-cell junction
Molecular function (GO): GTPase binding
Source: RefSeq, a predicted model, not a curated record
AUGUGGUGAAUGAAUGGCUUGAACCAUAAGUCGGAGCCUACUGUGCAUGUGCGUCCGAAAUGAGGCGUACACACUGAACUGAUUUAUCGCACAGCACCGCCUCUUCAAUAUUGGGAAUCGACCCCAUCUACAGGCAGCCGAGCUUCCAUCAUUUGUAAUGCAAAGCUCAUUGAUGCUAUUGCAAUACUUGCAUGGCAGUCAAUGUGGUACAUUAUUGUUUCCAAUCGUGUUUUUAUAUUUCCAUGUUGUUUUAAGAUUCAACCACUGGCGCCGUUUGGGUUUAUUGGAUUUUUCCCCGAAACUUUUUAAUCAACUUUCUAACCAUCGUACAUUUUUUUUGAGUGAGUGUUUGACUAACGGUCUGGGGUAAGCCUAUAGCACAAACGGGUGCAGCAGCUAUCCCUAUAGUUUUUAUCACAGUGUCGGCGUCUAUCCAUGAAUACCGUUGGAUUCUGUUCCCGGAAUGCCUCUGCGUAAAAUCCGCGUCUUAGCUUCCAUUGCGCGCCCGACUGAGCCACCAAAUGACAUUCCUUCACGAAGAAUUCUGCUUACGAGUCCUAACCUACUGUUGAGGUUAGAAUGAGCUUUUCUGGUAGGUUGUACAAAUAGUGGGACGACAUGGAUAUUGUCACAAAGUCUUCAGAAGAUUCGAGUUAUCUGUUGUCCAGAGCAUCUUCGUUUUUGCCGGCGACUAUCCUAGCAAACUCCUCGAAGAGACGCUUUGACAAGCUGGGAAGAAUGCCAAGCAAUGGCUCUCAACGGUCUGGCUCCUCCAGUAGCUCCUCCACCAGGUCGGGCGAGGCCGUGAAGCUCCGCCCUCCCGGGAAGACCCAGCGCCAUCUGAACCGCUUCUCUGGGGUCUUCCUCCGGGGCGCCGACCCCCCCGGCCCCCCCAUGGCCCUGCCGGCCAGCCUGAGGCCCUCCCUGUCAGGCCACCUCCGGAAGGGCAGCGUGAGUCCGGGAGACGGCCCGGGUGUGGCUGAAGACCCCUCAGAGCUGUCCACCCAGAAGACCGCUCCCGGGAUCCUGAAGGUCUUUGGCAGCGAGAUCUGCGAAGGGGCCCACUACAAGAGCGUGCUCGCCACCACACACUCCAGCGCUAAGGAACUCGUGAAGGAAGCCCUCGAAAGGUACGGCCUGGGGAAGGAGGAGGCCCAGUCCUACGUCCUCUGCGACUCCAUCGGCUCCGUCGUCGGGGGCAGCCAGUGGGAGACGGAGGCCUUUCGGGUCGUCGGGGACAACGAGAAGCCUCUCCUCCUGCAGUCGCUAUGGAAACCCAGAGAGGGGCUGGCGCGGCGCUUCGAGAUCCAGAGGCGGAGCUGUGUGGACGAGAAGCGGUCCAAGGAGAAAGACACAGUCACCGCCGGUAUCAACGCCCAGGCCCGCAGGCUGCAGAAGAGCCGCUCCCGGGUGGCCUCCACCCUCUUCGAGAAGGCCAGUGGCCUCCGGGGGCCCAGCCUGUGGAGGAGCCGGAGCGAGAUGGACCUGCUGGACGUCCCCGCCGAGCCGCAGCCUCAGCCUUCGACACCUCCACCACCUCCACCGCCCCUCCACCUCCACCAGGCCGACCACAACCACAACCACAACCACAACCACAAGCAGAACCACAAGCAGAACCAGAACCACAGGCUGGACCGGAACCACAACUCUGCCCCCAACACGAGGGGCCGCGGCCUGAAUGCCGCCCCCCCCGCUGGGAGGGGGCGAGAGGAGCAGCUGAGGGGGGAGGGAGGGGGGAGAGGGGAGUCGGAGACGGAGAGCAGCGAGGACAGCGGCACGCGGUACACCGUCCGCCCGCCCCGGGACGGCCCGUACCUGCUGCUGCUGAGGGGCUACCGGCCGCUGGAGGAGUUUGUGAUCUACCUGGUAACGGGACCGAGCACCGUGAUUGGCCGAGGCAGUGAGCAGCAGGGUGAAGGGUUGAAGGUUGACAUCCCUCUGUUCGCCCCUGACAUCUGCGCCCGGCACUGCUGCCUGCGACGGAGGGGGGGCCCCGGGGGGCCGACUCUGCUCCGGCCCCGCGGCGAUGCCCUGGUGACCUGCAACGGGGAGGUGCUGGAGAAGGAGGCGGAGCUUCACCCCGGUGAUGUCAUCGGCCUGGGACAGUCCUACCUGUUCCUCUUCAAGAACCCCUCCGCCGUGGCGUCCGAGGACGUGACCGAUGCCCAUCAGGACACCCACAUGCCCGGCAUGCCCUGUCUCCUGGCCGACGCCCAAUCCACCGCCGGCCCCGCCUCCAGCCCCGCCCCCUGUCCCGGCCCCGACCCCGGGCAGCGGACCCUCUGCCCCCGCUGCCUCUCAGCCCGCCCCCGCCCCGCCCGUCCCGGCGUGAGGUGGUCCCUCACAGGCUGCCCCGCCGCCCUGAGGGACGCCGAGGGCCGCGGUCUCACCCUGACCCACGGCCCCGGGGAGGAGGGGGCGGUCGUCAUGGAGACGGUCGCCAUGGGCACCGACGGGCCGCCGCUGACCACGGCCUUCCUGAUGAGCGUGUGCGUGCAGUCGGCGGCUGCGCGGGGCGACGCCACCGACCUCCGCAGGCUCCUUCUGCUGGUGGCGGCGAACGCGCAGAACGCCGUCUGGGAGUGCAGCAACCAGCUCGCUGAGGCCCAGGCUGAUGGGGACGCGGCCGCUGAAGGGAGCGACUUGGUGCAGCGGCGGUGGCCGGCUCUGGACCAGGCGCUGGCGGCGCUGCGCCCCCUGGUGGUGUGGAUGUCCAACGGCCUGGAGCUGCUGCAUGUGCUCCAGACCCAGCUGCCCCCCCUGCUGGACUGGAGGACCCGGCGGGAGCGGGGGCGGGGCCGUGGGGAGGAGGAGCCCGGGGACCAUGGCGACGGGCAGGAGGCGGAGCUUUCAGCACUUCUGGACCUGCGGCGGGCGUGUGUGCGCACGGCGAGCGAGGAGGCGGUGGCGGUGCUGGAGGAGAUCGUCAUGCUCACCUUCCAGCAGUGUGUUUACUACGUCACCAAGAUCCUGCAUCCCAUCCUACCGGCCGUUCUGGAUGACGACCCGUUUGCAGACAGCCCCUCCUCCACCCAGACGAUCCAGGGGGGUGUGGGAGGCAGCAGGGAGCCCCAGGGGGUGGUGGGGGUCCAGGGCGUCCUGGAGGUGCUGGGCUCCACCCAGACGCUGCUCCAGGAGUGCGAGGUCCACCCGGAGGUGGGGUCCCAGCUGCUGGCCUACCUGCUGUACUUCAUCAACGCCUCGCUGCUCAACACGCUCAUGGAGAGAGGUCCGGAGGCGGGGUUCUACCAGUGGUCCCGGGGGGUCCGGAUCAGGGCCAACCUGGACGUGCUGCUGGACUGGGUCCACGCGUCGGGACCCCCCCCGGGGCAGCUGGCCCCCGAGCACCUCCACACCCUCUCCGCCGCCGUCAACCUGCUGGCCACACCCCGCCACAUCCUGCUGCAGACAUCAUGGGCCUCCCUGCGUGCGGACUACCCUGAUCUGAGGGAAGCCCAGCUGCACCACCUGCUGGUCCACUACAGCCCCUCCCCCCCCACCCCCCAGGCCUGGACCCCAGCCUCCCCGGGCCCCCAGCAGGCCUGGAUCCCGGUCCCUGGAGACCUGGAAGCGGUCCUCCGUACCGCUGACAUUUUGGAGAGCUUUGACACCCAGCACCCACUGGUGCUGCCAGGGGAGGGCUACCACCUGGGGGCGGGCGCAGCCGUGACGGACAGGGCCCUCAGCCAACAGCUGGGCCGCCUGCAGGACUUCAUCUCCCGCUUGUCAGACACGCCGUCCAAUAAGGAGACGGCAAGCACCAAACCCCAGGAGCGGGUCGUUCCCGCCCAGGCCAGGCGGGUCCGCAUGGCGGUCCUCCCCCGACCCAGCCUGGAGGUCAUCGAGGACUCCUCGCCCCUCAGGUCUCUCCCGCCCCGCCCGCCCCCCCCGACCGUCGCCCCCUCUCCUCCUCCCCCUGUCUGCGGCCCCCCGGACGACCCCGACGACCUGCUCCUCCUGUCCCGGAAGCUGCAGAUCCUGGAGCCCGGGAGCGAGGAGGAGGAGGAGGAAGAGGAGGAGGUCAGGGGAGGAGGUGGGCGCGAGGAGGAGAGGGUGGGGAGUGUCUGGAGGUCAUCGACGGCGGUGGCGUCCCGUCUCCUCGCCCCCCCCAGCCCCCCCCGCGACAUUGAGCUGGUCAUCACCGAGGAGCCGCCCCACACAGGGGAGGCGGAGGGGGAGGAGAGGGAGGAGAGGGAGAAGGCCGUCUGGCUCUCUGCCCCGGAGGAGGUCCACGAGGAAGGCAGCCUGGUGUCGGAAUUCCUGGCGGCGUUGACGUCGGACCGGAGAUCAGUGAUCGGAGCGCUUAUGGAAGAGGAGGAGGAAGAGGAGGAGGAAGAGGAGGAGGAGGAGGAGGAGGAGGACCUGGUCUUCAGUCUGGAGCUGGAGCGGGGGGAGCGGGGGCUUGGCCUGGCUCUGGUCGACGCGCGGGACCCCUCUCUGAGGACAACGGGGAUCUUCAUCCGGGCCGUGAUCCCGGACUCCCCUGCCGGCCGCUGUGAGAAGCUGGUCCCGGGGGACCGUAUCCUGGCCGUGAACGGGACCAGUCUGCUGGGGCUGGACCUGGACCUUGGUAAGGAGCUGAUCCAGGCUUCAGGCAACAGACCUAGAUUACUGGUGGCCCGCUCUGAUUGGACGUCUAGGGGUCUGCACUCAAAAUGCUGAAUGGCUUCAUCGCACUGGGGUGGUUUUUUUUACACCUCCAAAAAAAUCGCAGACACCAUGAAUCUAAACACUAACUUAAAAAAGUUACACCUCAACAAACUCCAGACGCAGUGAAGAUAAAUAAGGUAUUAGGGAUUGGUGUUUAGACAUGAAGAUUGAAUUGCACUAUUUUCGUUUGCUUGUGUUUUAAGAUGAUGUGGAGAAUGAGGAAGGCCCUCACAGCCGCCAGUGUUCAUUAGAUAGUUGUAACAAUGUCAGUUUCACACCGCACCGAGGUGGCGAUAACUGCGCUCCUCAUGAUAACAGACACAGGGUGGUGGGGGUCAGACUCGGACAGGUGUGGCUGCUUCAACCAGCCAUCCUCCACGCCUUAGUGUUUCAGUGCCGUUCCGUUCUACUUCUGCUUGAUCUAGAGGCCAUCGGGUGUCAUUUUUCUGUUGAAUGCUGUCAAUUACUAAAGCUAUUUCAAAACUAAACCAACACAUACAAAGAGCUCGCCUUAAAUAUUUGUGAAGGAUUCCUUCAUUUUUAAUUUUCUUUUGAAUUACGAAACUUUCACCGCAGCCUUCCAUUUCAUUGAUUGCUUAUUUGAAUCCCUGUAUCAUAGUCCUCCAUCAGCCGCCACUCUAAACCGCUUCUAUGUUUAAAGCUAAACAGAGUUCCACCUCACCCCCUCUCCGCCCUAACCACUAACACCCCCAUGUGACCGACCCAGGAGAGUACUCCUGUUUCGGGUUCACACAGCAAAUUGCUUUAGAAAUGACAAAGAAAAACACCAUUUUAAAUCCCCUUAAAGUAAAAGUAAAUGGCUGGCAAUGAAAAUCUCCAUAAGGUAUUAACUCCUGAAAAUGCUGGCCCGUCUUCAUCGGGUGUUUUGUCCUGACUCAAAUGUGUUUGUGUUCAUUUUUUAAAUGACUGAAGUAUGGUUUGUCUUGUGUCUUUGUAUGAGUCUUAGUACUUAUUUACUUCCUCUUUCCAUUGCUUUAUUCAAUUGAUAAUAAAAAUGUCCUCAAUUACA